CAGCGGCCCCUCAGCCCAGGUCUGACCCCUCGGGGCGCUCCGCUCUGCAAAGCCCUGGCUCGCUUCUGGCACGGGGGGUGACACCGGACCCCUGCCCCAUGGCCGUGUGCUUGGGCAGCCUAGGCGGCGUUUACACUGCCCCGGAGCAGCAAACCUUACUGCAUAGUCCGUGGGCGAGCUGCUGCUUGUAGGGGGCCUGGGGGGAUUUGCAUUUCGCCGCAACAUCCUUCCCCAGCUGACCUGGAAAAUCCCCCCCCCGGGGGGGGGCUGUGGGAAAUGACGGGGUGAGGGGUGGUUUCUCUUCUCUAGCAGAAUGGGGGUGUCAAACACUGCAGAAGCCACCAGUCCCACUGGCGCAAGUUACUCCGCUGACUCCCUUCUGGGCAGCCUAAAGCAGAGGGGUCAGGGCCAAGGAUAGCCUGGGCCAUGGGGAUCCGUCUCACCCCUAGAGAUGGGGCCCCAUGGGACGCCAAGCAAGAGCCCUGCGUCAGCCCCUACUGUGCAUGCUCUGAAGAUAAGUGCAGAACCCCAGGCUCAGGGACCGCCACUGCCCAGCAUCUUCCACCCGCUGCUCAUUUGUCUCCAGAGAAAAAUCAGUGUGGGGUUUGUUUAGCUGGCGCUCUCCUUUCUGGCUAUUCUUCCGCGGCUGCCUGUGUGUUGUGCCAGGGAUGGAAUUGCCAGGGGCUGCAGGUUGAGAUUGAGGGGCACCAGCAGAGCUGUGGGGGCGGGAUUGGAUAGCUGGGGACUGUGGGUUGGGAUUGAGGGACAUCAGCAGAGCUAGUGGGGGGGAACCCAGGGCUGGGCUAGCAUGUGGAUUUGUGGUCAGGACUGAGGGUCACUGGCAGGGCUAUGGUGGGACGUGGGCUCAGGUCAGGAUUGAGGGGCACCGGGUGGGGUGGGGGAGCCCAUGGUGAGGAUAGGGGUUUGGGUUGGAAGUGAGGGGCACCGGCAGAGCUGUGGGGGGGGGGCGGAGGAUGAGAGCUGAGAUGAAAUGCGCAGAGAGCAGAUUCCUUUCUGGACUCAUGGAAUGCAUUAAAGACCUUCCCAACCCCCACACACACACCCCAGAGACUCCAACUGGUAAUGGAUGGGCUAGGAAGCCCCACCUUUCCCUGAUGGCAUCACCGGGGGGUGGGGGGGAGUAUAUUAAAGGGGCCCCUUGGUUCCAGGCAGUCCAGAGUAGCCGCAGGACACAGGAAGACUCCACUCCUGUUCCCUGUCUUAAAGGGGCAGCCCUCCCAAUUAGCUCUGGGCAUCCGUCACCCCCUGGGGUACCCCUUGCCCCCUAGUCUCCGGUCCAGGCAUCCCAUCUGCCCUGGGCUGGUGGGCCACUCCCUGCUCCCGAUGCCCAUGCUCUCCUCCAGCAUGAACUGCGUAGCCGAGUUCUUCACCUACGAGACCACCAAGUCGGUGGUGGUGAAGAGCUGGACCGUUGGCGUGAUCAACCGGGCUGUGCAGCUGCUCAUCAUCUCAUACUUCAUCGGCUGGGUGUUUCUCCAUGAGAAGGCGUACCAGGUGCGGGACACCUCCAUUGAGUCCUCUGUGGUGACUAAGGUCAAGGGCUUCGGCAAAUACACCAACAGGGUCAUGGACACGGCAGACUACGUUACACCCCCACAGGGGACGUCCGUCUUCGUGAUCAUCACUAAGCAGAUUGUCACGGAGAACCAGGUGCAAGGCUUCUGCCCUGAGAGCGAAGUGAAGUACAGCUGUGUGUCUGACAGUGACUGCCAGAGACCCGUCCCUACCACAGGAGGCGGAAUCCUGACUGGCCAGUGUGUGAACUACAACAGGAGCCUGCAGACCUGUGAGAUCCAGGGCUGGUGCCCGGCUGAGGUGGACACCGUCCAGGCGCCCAUCAUGCUGGAGGCAGAGAAUUUCACCCUCUUCAUUAAGAACAGCAUCCGCUUCCCGCUCUUUGACUUUGAGAAGGGUAACCUGCUGCCCAACCUCACGGCCCAGGACAUCCGGACGUGCCGCUUCCACCCAGUCACCCAGCCCUUCUGCCCCAUCCUGCGUCUGGGCGACAUCGUCCGCUUUGCCGGCCAGGAUUUUUCCAAGCUGGCCUCCACGGGAGGAAUUCUGGGGAUCAAGAUUGGGUGGGUGUGUGACCUGGAUCGCUCAUGGGAGCACUGCGUGCCCAGCUACACCUUCACCCGCCUCGACAGCGUCUCCGAGAAGAACAACGUCUCUCCCGGCUACAACUUCAGGUAUGCCAAGUACUACAGGCGGGAGAAUGGCACUGAGUACCGGACCCUGAUGAAGGCUUUUGGCAUCCGUUUCGAUGUGCUGGUCUACGGGAACGCUGGGAAAUUCAACAUCAUCCCAACCCUGAUCAACACCGUGGCAGCCUUCACCUCCGUCGGGGUGGGCACUGUGCUGUGUGACAUCAUCCUCCUCAACUUCCUGAAGGGCGCAGAGCAGUACAAGGCAAAGAAGUUCGAAGAGGUGACGGAGGUGACCCUGCGCCACAGCCCCGUGUACAGGAGCAGCCAGAUGCUGGGAGGCCGGAACGACGAGAAGCAAUCCACCGACUCGGGGGCCUACUCCAUCGGCCUCUAGUGCCCCUAUCCCUGGCGACCGGACAGUUUCCUACCCGCCCUCUGCUGCCGCGGGCACCUCGCCCCUGCUCAUAGGCAAGGGCAUCUUUUGUACACUCCCCUCCUGCGAGCCUCUGCUUCUUCCAUCUUCCUCAUCACCGGCCAGAGUCUUCCUCAUGAGCCCCCACGCCAAGGGGGCGGAAAUCUCUCCUCCGGCACAUCCUCAUGAAAGCACUGCCAUCUCCCUCAGGAAGCAUGUACCAUUCCCUCCCCAUCAAACCUGGGCAGUGCCACGGAGCAGGCACGGCAGACGGGCCAGCUUGGCUGCUGCUGGCACCGGCACCACUCAGUUACCAGCAUACCUGGCGCUGUACAAGAAAUGGGCAGCACUCCUCACCCUGGGGAGUGUGUGCUCCUCAGCAAGGGGCGCUCUCUCUGGGUUUGGCUGGGUGCUGAGAGCUUGGGAGGGCGCCCUUGGGACUGAGGGGUGGAUGGGAUUGGUUCCCUUGUCCCAGCAGGGGGCGCUCUCUCCAGCUCAGGUGCUCUCUCCAGCACUCAGAGAGGCACCCCAACGGUAGGAGUGUGGGGUCUCCUUUCGCCAGCAGGGGGGUGCUCUCCCCACCUUUGCCCCUAUUUCCAUCCUGGCAGAUUCCCAGAUUCCGGAGUAGGGAGGAGGGAAGCAGUCCUGGGCGGGACGGGGCAUCCGGGCCCAGGGACGUGCUAUUCCCCCCCUCCAGUGCUGACUCCAUUCUCCCACGCCAGGGCUUUUUAAUCAAUAAAACUCACUUUCUCGUCAGUGUCCCUCGGGGCUGUGCUGGGGCAGGCGCGCAGGUUGGGGCUCUCUCCAGGGCUUGGAGGGGGACACGGAGGUGGCAGGCGCACGUAACCGGUGCUUCCUGCUCUGUUACCAUCACCACCGAUCAGCGCUGGAUUGGCCAGAGCCGGGGCUCGUCUGUUCAUGCCCAGCUAGGGAGAUUGCUGAGAUUUCAGCACCAAGACCCCCCUUGCUUGGGGAAGGGGUCGUACCGCUGCUUAGCAGAAACACCUUAGCCCGUGUUGGGCUGGGGCUCUCCUUGGGGUGUAGCCUCAGCUUCUGAGCCCUCAGCUACAGUUGUACCAGUCCUGGCAUGAGCCCCACCAGUGUGGACCUGGUUAGUGUCACUGGUCGGGGCAACCACACCUGUAUUUCCCCUCCUUAGUCCAGCCAGGCCACCACCUGAAGGCUUCUAGCUCCAGGGCCGUCCCUACCCAUACGCAAAGUACGCAGCUGCAUAGGGCACCAGGAAAUUUGGGGCACCAAAUUUCCUGGUG
Molecule: messenger RNA, 3851 nt
Organism: Malaclemys terrapin pileata
Lineage: Eukaryota; Metazoa; Chordata; Testudines; Emydidae
Gene: P2RX3
Product: purinergic receptor P2X 3
Exons: 12
Coding region: 1345-2562 (405 amino acids)
Biological process (GO): response to ATP; monoatomic cation transmembrane transport
Cellular component (GO): nuclear inner membrane; plasma membrane
Molecular function (GO): extracellularly ATP-gated monoatomic cation channel activity; purinergic nucleotide receptor activity; ATP binding
Source: RefSeq, a predicted model, not a curated record